AUGCUACGAUGACUUCCUGUUUACGCAGCUCGCUCCUGAUUGGACAGAGCUGAUUGGUGCUGACUGGUGCUCAGAUUAACCCUCAGUUCCUUUACCUGUUUCUUGUUAGAAAGGUGAACCACAGUGAGGUGAUGAUCACCUGUUGUGUUCUGUACAGGUAAAGGACGGAGACACCAGGACAAAAUCCCCGUCAAAGCAGCUGCACUGAGAAACAAUCUGGUUUCCAUGUGGUCGGAGUACGUUAAAUAGUUUAUUCACACAUGCCCUCUGCUGUAUUUAAUAUCAUUAAACUUAAAACAAAUGUCACAGUGUCACGGCCUUGUUUAUUAUUCACAGCCUCUGCCGGACCGGUGUGGAGUCCGAGCGGAGCGUCGUCCCGGACAUGUUCCGGCUCCGCUCCGGUGUGAACGGCGUGCAGGCAGGAGGAAGCCGUGCAGGAAGUGUUGAGCAUGUGUCGGAGCUCUCAGACUCGAGUCAUGAAGUGCGUCGCGGUGCUGCUGGUUCUGUCUCUGCUCUCCCAUCACACCGACGGAGUCCGCAUCCUCGACACCCGACAUCAGAACCGGAACUCUUCACACGUGCUUCUGCUCAUGGACCCGUCCGCGGCCAUCCGCCGGGUGGAUCCGCGCUUUCUGUCCGUCACCAUCGAUGCCAGCCUGGCUUCAGAGGAGAAGUUCAUGUUCCUGUUAGGGUCUCCAAAGAUCAGGACGUUGGCGAGAGCGUUAACUCCAGCCUUUCUGCGAUUUGGGGGGACCAGACAGGACUUCAUGGUGUUCAGCCCUCGCAGGCAUCAGCCACACUCAGGUUCCACUGCAGGACAACCCUGUGAGGACCUGGAGCUGCCGUCGUGGCUGGAGGACAGGCUGAAGAGCCAGUGGACAGAGCAACAAGUGAUCCUGAUGAGGGAAGAGCGGCAGAGGAAGUACAGAAGAGUGAAGUUCACAGAGUACACUGUGGACCUGCUGUACUCCUUCACCAACUGCUCCGGGAUGGAUUUGAUCUUCGGGCUCAACGCUCUGCUCAGAACAGCCGACAACACGUGGAACAGCAGCAACGCCCGCUCGCUGCUGCAGUACUGCGAGUCCCGGCGGUACAGGAUGUCCUGGGAGCUGGGAAACGAGCCAAACAGCUUUGAGAAGAAGGCGGGGAUUCGGGUGGAUGGACGUCAGCUCGGACAGGAUUUUGUCCGUCUCAGAGAGAUGAUGUCAGAAUCCAGACUGUACCAGAGCGCUGGACUGUACGGGCCGGACGUCGGUCAGCCACGAGACCACCGGACUGACUUACUGAAGGGGUUCCUGCAGACCGGAGCUGAGGCGGUGGACGCCUGCACUUGGCACCAUUAUUACGUGAACGGGAGGGACACGUCCUUGGAGGAUUUUCUAGAUCCUGAGGUUCUGGACACUCUGGCCUUAAAGACAAAUGAGGUCCUGGAGGAAGUGAAGCUGGCGUCUCCGAGGAAGCCGGUGUGGCUGGGAGAGACGAGUUCGGCCUACGGAGGAGGAGCUCCAGGACUGUCGGACACGUUCGCAGCAGGAUUCAUGUGGCUGGACAAACUGGGCCUGGCAGCCAAACUCGGCCUGGAUGUCGUGAUGAGGCAGGUGUUGGUUGGCUCUGGGAGUUAUCACCUGGUCGACGACAACCUGGAUCCACUUCCUGACUACUGGUUGUCUGUCCUCUACAAGAGACUCGUGGGACCGGAGGUGCUAAGAGUUGAAGCAUUUUCCGAUUUUGGCCGAAGUAAACGAGUGCGGCUGUACCUGCACUGUGCCAACAGAAAGAGCUACAGACGCGGGACGGUCACGUUGCUGUCCAUGAACCUGAGUGAGAAGCCGGCCAGCAUCUCCCUUCCUGCGCUCCUCUCCUCCAGCACAGUGGAGGCUUUUGUUCUGCAGUCCGACCAGCCGGGGGAGGAGGGGCUCUACUCCAGGUCCGUGACGCUGAACGGGGACGUGUUGAAGAUGGUGGAUGAUAAAACUCUUCCUGACCUGAAGGGAAGGCGUCUCCCUCCAGCUCAGUGUCUGCAGCUUCCUGCGUACUCGCUGGCCUUCUUCGUGCUCACAGACGCUGAAGUUGCAGGCUGCGUGUGACCUCAUCCUCAGACGGCGUGUUUGAACUGACCGUCGUCGCUCCUGACGGCACAGAGACGACACUGAGGGCUGCUCAUCACUGGACUAAAUAUGACUUUAACUUUGAAUUGUGCAUUUGGUGCUGUUUAUUUCGGGACAAACGGGUUUCUCUCACACAGCUAAUGCUGAAGUGUCAGCUGAAGUGAAGUGUCUUAUUUAUAGAAAAUAAUGAAAAAUAUGUGACAUAACUUCUACUA
Messenger RNA from Scatophagus argus, 2323 nucleotides. It is a transcript of the gene hpse, whose product is annotated as heparanase. The transcript has 12 exons. The record is from RefSeq and is a predicted model, not a curated record. NCBI's taxonomy places the organism in Eukaryota, Metazoa, Chordata, Actinopteri, Scatophagidae. The coding region runs from base 450 to 2087 and encodes 545 amino acids. Gene Ontology annotation, molecular function: hydrolase activity, acting on glycosyl bonds. Gene Ontology annotation, cellular component: extracellular matrix; membrane.